GCAUUGGAUGUAUGUCUAUGUGUCAUAGUAGCAAGUAGCAUUUGGAGCUUUGCCAACCUCUGGUUCUUGAAAGUCUUUACAAGCCUUCUAGCUUUUGUCACUUCUGCCACAAACAAAACCACACAUUUUAUUACAGAUUCUUGGGUUCUGAUAAAUCUUUCUUUGUAAAUUCCUUGAUCUUCUCAACUUGGUCACAAAGAUUUAAGCCUCCAAUCCAGUAAAAUCUCAUUGAAAAUGGUGCAAUUCAAGACCAUCAAGACCAAAAUGUGGAUUUUUUCCCAUUAGUUUUCUUCCCAAAAAGUUUACAAUUUUUUCUUUUCUCUUUACUAAAUGGAAGACAUGAACGCCAAAAACAUCUUCAGUUCUUGUUCUUUUGCUUUCCCUAGUUGCAUGCUUUCUUUCUGGUUUGCUCCAACCACUCGUCCUCCUGGUCUAGACCCUUAAAUUUUUUGCAGACAGAUUUCUGUUUUUAUCUCUAUUUUAUGUUGUUAUAUGCAUUGUUUUCUUGAAAAUUUUGUGUGAGCUUUUGGUACUUUUAAAAGUGGAUAUGACUUGGGAUUCUUGCAAUUUGGAAAAUUCAAACUUUUGGUUGAGUGAAUUGGAAUAUGUGGAGAAUUUUUGGCAGAAUUUAGGUAGUGGGUCAAUGUUAAAUGGUGAAAAUUUGCUGGACGAUGGUGAAAAGGUGGAGACUUUAAAGGCUAUGGAGGUUUUGGAUGAAAAGAAAGAUGGGGAUAUAGAGGUGAAGUCUGUGGCUGCUUUGAAAAGCCAUAGUGAGGCUGAGAAGAGGAGGAGGGAGAGGAUUAAUGCGCAUCUUGAUACGCUUCGCGGGCUUGUACCUUGCACCGGAAAGAUGGACAAAGCCAGUUUACUUGCAGAAGUUAUCAGCCAAGUGAAACAGCUAAAGGUUUCUGCCGCUGAAGCCAGCAAAGGACUCCUCAUUGCGACAGAUGCUGAUGAAGUAAAAGUUGAGCCACUUAAAAGGAGCUCCGCGUGUGGAACUUACUAUUUGGCAUCUGUAUGUUGUGAUUACAAACGCGAGGUUCUCUCAGACAUGAAGCAAGCUCUUGAAUCCCUUAAUCUAAAUAUUGUGAAGGCUGAGAUAUCAACCUUCAAAAAGAGGAUGAAGUAUGUUUUUGUCUUCACAAGCAGCAAAGACAAUGGUAAUGCCAAGGAACAUCUGUUUUUAAUGAACACAGUUCGUCAGGCUUUAAGUUCAAUCCUAGAAAAGAUUUCACUAUCCAUGGAAUACACUCCAAGAACAACACCUCCAAACAAAAGGCGCAAGAUUUCUUUGUAUGAAUCUUCAAGCUUAUCUUCGUGAGAAUGCAGUCUGGACUGUGCUGGAAAAUGCAGUAUCUGAUGAUUUGCAUGCUAUAUAGCAAAGCCUUGUGCACAUAUUUAAGAUGAAGAUGAACUCAACUAUGUACAAUGAAUGCAUGGCAUUAAGGGAAUAAUUUAAUUGAGUUGCUUUUGAUUGUAUUAAUAAAAUAAUCUAAAAUUUAGCUUGUUAAAGGUUUUGAUGUUUCUUCUUCUCAAAUAAUUUGCUACAUGAUGUAAUAUAUUCAAUGAAUUUUGUGUUUGAAAUUAUCAUAGAAUUCAUAUGUACUGUGUGUUUUUUAGUA
Molecule: messenger RNA, 1622 nt
Organism: Daucus carota subsp. sativus
Lineage: Eukaryota; Viridiplantae; Streptophyta; Magnoliopsida; Apiales; Apiaceae
Product: transcription factor bHLH30
Exons: 2
Coding region: 548-1321 (257 amino acids)
Biological process (GO): regulation of DNA-templated transcription
Molecular function (GO): protein dimerization activity; DNA-binding transcription factor activity
Source: RefSeq, a predicted model, not a curated record